Molecule: messenger RNA, 237 nt
Organism: Trichomonas vaginalis G3
Lineage: Eukaryota; Parabasalia; Trichomonadida; Trichomonadidae
Product: spectrin binding
Exons: 1
Coding region: 1-237 (78 amino acids)
Source: RefSeq, a predicted model, not a curated record
AUGAGUGAAUGUUUGAAACAUCAAAAACCAGAUGAAGAAUGCAUGAAAUAUGCAAUUAUUUCUCACAACAUUGAUUUUGUUACAUUCUUGAUGAACGAAUACAAUUCAGAGAUCGAUUUAUAUUAUUGCGGAUUGUAUCAUAAUUUGGAAUCAUUUUUAAUUUAUUUCGAUCAAACUAAUGAUGUUAACAAAUGCUUUAUUAAUUCCACGAGUUUCAAUAUUUGGAAUCAUUUUUAA